This is a messenger RNA of Besnoitia besnoiti, 480 nucleotides long. RefSeq lists its product as uncharacterized. Bases 1 to 480 code for a protein of 159 amino acids. The transcript has 3 exons. The record is from RefSeq and is a predicted model, not a curated record. NCBI's taxonomy places the organism in Eukaryota, Apicomplexa, Conoidasida, Eucoccidiorida, Sarcocystidae.
AUGUCUAUGGACUUUGAAUCAGCCGCGCAGCGGUGCGCAGAGGGUCUUGCCGCCAAGAGUCUCCAGAUCGUAAACCAGCUUCGAGGCGCCUUGUAUCAAAAACCAGAUCCCGCUGUCGCCGCGUGGUGGGAUGGCGUGGAAUGGAUGAAGGUGAUAUCUUCUUUUUUUGGACGAGAAGAGAUUUCUAUCCACUUGCAACAUUUCCCCCCGUUGCGAUCGUCCUCGCUAUUCACGUACUACCAGGGCAUGCAUGUAGAACCUCGUUUGUUGCCUGCGACAGUUGUCCGCCUUGCUGCGCUACCACUGGCGGAUUUCUACUUCCCAACAAAGCCAGUGGUACGACGCAUUGUUUACGGGAUUUCUGCUGUCUUCUUGUUGAUAGAACUUUUCCCCUCCGUUGCGUGGCCGUUGAUUCACAACACCGUGCUAUGGAUGCUCAGAGGGUGGCGCUGUGUUUUCGGUACAUCGCAGUCUCUCUAG